Molecule: messenger RNA, 1696 nt
Organism: Paraphaeosphaeria sporulosa
Lineage: Eukaryota; Fungi; Ascomycota; Dothideomycetes; Pleosporales; Didymosphaeriaceae
Exons: 3
Coding region: 67-1611 (514 amino acids)
Biological process (GO): positive regulation of transcription by RNA polymerase II
Cellular component (GO): nucleus
Molecular function (GO): transcription cis-regulatory region binding; zinc ion binding; DNA-binding transcription factor activity, RNA polymerase II-specific
Source: RefSeq, a predicted model, not a curated record
CAUACGACUGAUCUCGAAGAACGUCCCUAUUGGCAUCUAAUCGUAUUGACGUUGCAUCAGCCAGGGAUGUCAGGAAUCGCGCUGCCGCCAUCCGGCGGAAAUGGAGGCAACAGACCAAAUCCCAGAGAGCGAGGGUGCUUCCAGUGCUCUCGCCGUCGGAUCAUUUGCGACAAAGCUGAGCCUUCGUGUGGCAAGUGCAUCAAAAAAGGUAUUGAGUGCUCCGGGAUGAAUCGUAUAAGAUUCACCAAGGGCGUCGCGAGGCGAGGCAAGCUGAAAGAUUGCACGAUUCCAGAUGUAGGCAAUGACGGCACAAUUCAAUUGCCAUCAUCAACGUCAUUUCCCAUUAUCAGAUGGAAUAAUGAGAGGAAGAGGGGGACUAAACGAAGGCAAGAAGAUCCAAGCCGAGGCGACGUUCAAUCAAGAGCAAUGUCAUCCGAUCAAAGACAGGAUAUUACCACCAGAUCAUUCAGACCCAUGAUGGCAGAGCAACUUCAAUCAUCUUCAGAUACUGUCGCCUCACCAACACAAACUUGGCACGAUCGAAGCGCAAGUUCAGAACUCGAGGAUGACGUGGAGGGGAUGGAGCGUGUCGAAGGUGCAAUGAUGAAGCUUCCAGCGGAGCAUGGAAGCUUGCAACGUUGGAUAUCGCCACUUAGUGCCGAAGGCCGCAUGCUGUUUUCUCACUUCUCCGAAGCCAUUGCGCCCGUAAUGGUAGUAUUUGAUACCAAUUCUAAUGGGUAUCGCGAGCUUCUUCUACCCAUGGCCCUUGAAGAUGAGGUACUGCGUCGAGCAGUAAAUGUCGUCGCAGCUCAGCAUCUUAGCCGUGAAUUUCCGGGCAUGAAACAUGCUGCAGAAGCUGGCCGCGCAGCGGUCAUUUCUCGCCUCAGAAAAGACGCGUUGUCCGCUACUGAAGACCAGAUCUUUAGUAAAUUCACCUGGGCAACGCUGAUUGUACUGUUGGUAGGCGAGACGGUUACAGGCAGUGAAGAUUGCGGCUUUCUGAUCCAGAUGCUAUUGUGUCUUUCAGCAAACAGCAGGGCUGAGACUGGAAAUACAAUCGUCAAAUUCCUUCAGAAACAGACAGACAUGUUUGAGCUUCUUUGUCUGCCACUACUAGGAGAGCAUACCGGUGUUUCUGCAAUCCAAAGGUCCUUGCAAUCAUGGUACGACUGGUUAACGCCCGAGCAAUUUGCAGCUGGGUCGGAAAACCAUCAAAAUCUCAACGGAAUACGCUUCUGUUUCGAUGCUGCAUUCACUAUCUACACACGGCGUGCGACAAGCGAGAAUAUCAAUUCUUCAGUGGAUUCUCGAUCACAGUAUUCCAGGCUUCAAGCUUUGACGAUACAAGAAGUCGCCCAACGCCUCUCUCUUAUGCCACCUCAUACCGACGGAGCUCAUGCACUAGUAUGGCCCUGUUUUGUAGCCGGCGCAGAGACGUCCGACCCAGAUCAAAGGGCUUUCUUCGUCAACUAUAUGGAGAGCAUAUAUGCCCGCACAAAGUUUCGCAACAUCCCCUUGGCCGUGCAAAGCUUGCGGCGUUUCUGGGAAAGCAAAGGAGAGAGAAGGUGGACUCAAUAUCUCCCGGAAUAUUCAAAAGUGCUGGUCAUGUGAGUGUGCAUCGCUUUUUUUGACUGGAUGCAUCCAUCUAGGUCUGGUUGCAUCGACGACCUUCUUUAAUCGGAAAAUUCCAGCCUGG